CGCCGCGCCGGCCCCGCCCCGCCCGGUCGCGGCCCCGCCCCGCGGCGGCGCGAGGAUGAGCGGGCGGCGGGUGGACGCCAAGGUGGUGCUGCUGGGGCAGGAGGGCGUGGGCAAGAGCAGCCUGGUGGAGCGCUGCGCGCACCGCCGCUUCCGGCCCGGGCCCUACCAGAACACGAUCGGGGCCGCCUUCGUGGCCAAGGUGAUAUCGGUGGGGGACCAGGCGGUGACCCUGGGGAUCUGGGACACGGCCGGCUCGGAGCGCUACGAGGCCAUGAGCCGCAUCUACUACCGCGGGGCGCGGGCCGCCGUGGUCUGCUACGAUCUCACCGACAGCAGCAGUUUCCAGCGAGCCAAGUUCUGGGUGAACGAGCUGCAGAACUGCGAGGAGGGCUGCCGGAUCUACCUGUGUGGCACCAAGAGCGACCUGCUGGAGGAGGACAGGAGGAAGCGCGGGGUCGACUUCCACGACGUGCAGGACUAUGCCGAUGAGAUCAAGGCAGAGCUCUUCGAGACCUCCAGUAAGACCGGCCAGAGUGUGGACGAGCUGUUCCAGAAGGUAGCCGAGGACUACGUGCACUUCACCGCCUUCCAGGUGAUGACAGAGGAGAAGGGCAUUGACCUGGGCCAGCGGAGCGGCGCCUAUUUCUACAGCUGCUGCCACCACUGAGACCUCCUGCCAAAAGGGAACUGCUGCUCCCGGCCGGGCAGCCGGCGUGCACCACUCCUCUGGAUUUUUACCUGCUGUGUUUUAGCUGUACGGGCCCGUCCCGGCACGCAGCCCCGCGGACUGCUCUGCUCCGGCGUGCGGGGCGGCAGAGGCUCCGCACAGCGCCAGGAGCCGUGGGCUUGUCACCCCGGGACCCUCUCCCCGCCUCCCGGUGCUCAGAGGAGCUGCUGCCCGAGUCACUGCUGUGGCCCAGCAACGGCCGUUAACUUAUUCUCUCGAAGAUGCUGCCUGACUCUUCACAGCUUUGUUUAAGCAUCUUCUCUUAAGGUGUACAAUGUAAAUAAAACGCAUUGUGGUCUGA
Messenger RNA from Columba livia (rock pigeon), 1028 nucleotides. RefSeq names its product RAB24, member RAS oncogene family (gene RAB24). The transcript has 8 exons. The record is from RefSeq and is a predicted model, not a curated record. Gene Ontology annotation, cellular component: endosome; Golgi apparatus. Bases 56 to 667 code for a protein of 203 amino acids. Gene Ontology annotation, molecular function: GTP binding; GTPase activity. NCBI's taxonomy places the organism in Eukaryota, Metazoa, Chordata, Aves, Columbiformes, Columbidae.